This is a messenger RNA of Caretta caretta (loggerhead turtle), 3174 nucleotides long. It is a transcript of the gene MLF1, whose product is annotated as myeloid leukemia factor 1. NCBI's taxonomy places the organism in Eukaryota, Metazoa, Chordata, Testudines, Cheloniidae. The record is from RefSeq and is a predicted model, not a curated record.
GAGCUUGGUGGGCGGCGGGCGAGGCGGGCGGCGGGGAGCCGAUGGGCUCGCCGCCUGCGCUGGGGCUGCAGCUGCCGUGCCACGGCGAGUCGGGAGGGAGGCGGAGGAGUGGAGUCGCAGCCAUGUUUGGCGCCGGCGGGCUGAGGGACCUCUUCGAGGAAGACCCCUUCUUCCGGGAGCCUUUUGCUGCGCAGCAUCAAUACAUGCGUCAAAUGCUGAGAAGCUUUUCUGAUCCUUUUGGACGAGAUCCAUUUCUCAGUAUUACGGAGGGUGACGAAAGAGCUCGAGAUCAAAGAGGACACCGUGAUUCUCAGGUUGCUUUGAGAGGAAAUCAGAGAAAUUCAGAUUUCAAGGAUCCUUUCUUUGCAAUGGACAGAACUAUAUCAAACAUGAGAAACAGUAUGUUAGAACUGCAAAGAAAUUUUGAUCAUCUCUCACUCAAUCCAGAUGCACACUCAUUCAGUUCUUCUUCUGUGAUGACCUAUUCCAAGAUAGGUGAUGAACCACCAAAGGUUUUCCAAGCUUCAGCUCAGACUCGCACAGCUCCAGGAGGUAUCAGAGAGACUAGAAAAGCACUUAAAGAUUCUGAAAGUGGGCUGGAAAAAAUGGCUGUUGGUCAUCACAUUCAUGAUCGUGCCCAUGUAAUUAAAAAAUCAAAGAACAACAAAACUGGUGAUCGAGAACUGAAUCAAGAAUUUAUCAACUUGGAUGAAUCUGAGGCCCACAUAUUUGAUGAGGAAUGGCAGAAGGAGAUUAUGAAGUUUGGAACAUCUGGAGCUAGAUGCAAUUUAGAAGCUCCAAAACACAGAAGUAACCGUCAUAUAAGCAGGGAAGAUGCAUCAAGGAGGGAGAAACCCCACCCAAAACCACUGAUUGCAGGAUCCAGAAAACCCGAAGUUUCUGUGGAGAACCUCAAUGUGAAAGGAUCGCACGUCCCAAUCAAAACCAGCAAAAGAUAAAUGGCUUGUAUAAUGAUUUGGAUGGGUUUUUUGUUUUGGUGGUUGUUUUUUUUUCAGAGAAGAUAAUGGUGCUGGAUCGUUAUGUAUAAGACCAAUCCCUGGUUUUUAAGUAUUAGUGGGCCUUGCUCGUCUAGUCAUUUGACCGCUGAUUGUUCUUGAAGACACCAUCUCUUUGGCUACUCUAUCUGGGUCUGAGCAGUAAAAGAAAAUAUUUACCACUGAAAAGCACUUUAUUGGGUUAUCACUUUCCUGUAUACUGUAAACUACAAUAUUUUGCCUUCCAAGGCUUUUUUCCUACAAUUAUGCUAAUCUCUCAAACUUUUCAGCAGGCUUGGUGGUGAAACUACAUCUAUUACCCAUGCAAUACAGCUUACACAGAAACUCAAUUCACUUUUUGUAAAAUUAUUUUUUGUGGCUGAAGCAAUACCGGUGUGGUUUUGGUGAAAUUAGAUUUAAAAUUACACUUUAAAAUUAUUAAAUAGCAUGUAAUUUACAUGCUAUUGUAUAAUUGCCAGAUUCAUGGUGAUUGCCCUGAUUUCAGAAUGUUAACGGAGUCUAAAAAUAAGUAGUCAAGUAACUUGUUUUUAAGUAAAAUUUAAGUUUAUCGACAUUCUUAUUUAUCACUUUUGGAUAGUUGAUUUUCUGUACAUAGUUCAUUAAUUUCAAUGGCUUUAUAUUGUAUCUCCUAAGUGGUUCUACAUCCUUUGUGUGUUUCCACUGAAGGUGUGAACCAUUAUUUCUCACCAUUGCAGAUUCUCCAUACUAGGGCUAGAGUUAAGUAGCAUGAUGGGUUUUCUAUUUUCUGUGGCAAUAUACUGCAGUUCCCUUGUAUGGACAAUAGAUAUGACUGUUGGCAUUCUUAACCAGAUUGGUUUGGGAAUCAAAUUUGGUUCAACAGACUGUAAAAGUAUAUGAACUAAAUGCUGAAUAAUUACACCAUUCCCUCCGUAAAUGAUAGUUUUAAAAACAUAUGUGCAGGAAAUGCUACUUGUAGUCAUUCUUAUUCUUCUAUCAGCUAAGUUUGUGGCUGUGUUGUAUCAUUUUGUGUCCUGAUUUUUAAUUUAAAGGAAUCCAGGAUCUGGUAAAGGUAAAAAUUGUUGAGCUCCCUUGAAAAUUUUACUAUUUCAAAGUUCUUCUCUUGUUUGUACGUUUUGUUUUCUUUUUUAAAAGUUUCCUUGGCUUAAAAUUAUUAGGCAAAAACAGACUGAAUGAUUUAUUGGGAAAAGUAAACAUCUUAAUGUAUAUUAUCUGUGUCAAAGUUCAUGCACCAUUUUGUUACUUGGAAGGAAUUGUAGAUGAUAUAUAAAUAUAAGCCUGAACAAUGAAUCUAUUAGUAUUUUUAAGUUACAGCGUUUGACUUCUCAUGGCCAAGAUGUACACUUUUUUAAUCAUAUCAACCUCCGAGGUGUCUUUAAAAUAUGUUUACUCUUAAACCAUAUUGAUUUUUUUCCCCUGCAGAUCCCUAAAUUAUUUAAUAUUAUUAUUCUUACACAUAACAUGCCCUGUUUAAUUGUAUUUUUGGAAUGGAAGACUCCGUUUUCUUCUCUCUGCUUGCUUAAUGCAAUAAGUUUUCUUCAAGUAUUAUAGUAAAAUCCAGUGUCUAUGGUUUAAUGUUACUAAGACCAAUAUGUAGUUCAUACAUCUUAGUCAGAUCAGACUUAUUUACAGAUAAUAGUUCUUAAUCUGAAAAUGUACUGUCCUUAUUACUAACCAGUGUACAAAUUUGAGGCCUGAUCCUGCUUUCAUUGAAGGUAAUGGGGAUCUUGCCACUGAUUUCAUUUAGAGCAAGAUUAGGCUCUUAAUGUAUGUUUGUUUUGUCACCUAGAUUCUCUAAUAACAAGCAAUGUAACCGAAUGCUUGUACAUUAGAAUUGUAAUGUAAUAUUAAAAUUAAAUCAGAAGGAAAUCUUCUGUUUAGGAGAUUCUGUAACUUCAUAAAAAAAUUUCUACAUCUGUUACAGCCCUAUACUUGACCUUUUCUUUUUACAUCUUUUAUGUGUGUACUUGAAGAAGAAACAUUAGACACAUACAUAAAGUACUUCAUUCUUUAUUAAAUAAGCAGAUACUUUGAUUGUAAAGAAGCAGUGGAGGACUAAUACACAUGGCUGAAUUUGAUGUAAUGUUAAAUAAUAAUCUAAAAGUUAAUGCAGGAAAAGUUGUUUCUAAAGGUAUAAAAAUAUAAUUCUUUGGUUAAUAAAGAGUUGUUUAUUCUUUAA